UCUCCAACUCGGCCGUCGAUAGAUUAUACUAAACCAAUGAUUCCCAUAUGUCCAGUAGUGUCCUUCACCUAUGUGCCCAGCCGGCUUGGUGAAGAUGCCAAAAUGGCUACUGGCAAUUACUUUGGAUUUACCCAUGGCGCUGCUGCCCAGUACAGUCAGCAGCCAACUGCCGGGGUGGCCUACACGCAUCCUUCCACGGUGGCCAGCUACACAGUUCAUCAAGCACCUGUGGCGGCACACAGCGUGGCGGCGGCGUACGCGCCCAGUGCAGGCACGGUAGGUGUUGCUAGGGUGGCGCCCGGCUCGGUAGCGGCCGCGGCUUAUCGGGCGUACCAGCCAACCCACACGGCGGCAGACUACGGCUACCCUCAGCGCCAGUCGGAAGUCCCUCCACCACCGCCACCGGUCACCUCACAAAACUACCAGGACACCUACUCGUAUGUCCGGUCCACAGCUCCUGCUGCUGUAACGUAUGACAGCAAGCAGUACUACCAACAGGCCACUGCCACAGCAGCAGUCGCUGCUGCACAAUCCAGCGUGGUAGAUUCCUACUACCAGACGGCCCCCAAACCCGGAUACAGCCAGGGGGUAACGUCGUACACCCAGAGCCAGCAGAGUCGGCAGGUGACAGUGAUAAAGCCAGCUGGUCUCAGUCCAGCCGCAUCCACAUUCUCAAUCUACCCAGUGACUUCUACUGUCCAGCCGGUUGCUGCCGCCUCCGUGGUCCCGUCCUACUCCCAAAGCCCCACUUACAGCACAAAUGCUGUCACCUAUUCUGGUACCUCAUACUCGGGCUAUGAGGCAGCAGUUUACUCUGCAGCCUCCAGCUACUACCAUCAGCAGCAGCAGCAGCAUCAGCAUCAACAGCAGCAGCAGCAUCAGCAACAGCAACAAAAGCAGGCCGCCGUAGCCGCUGUAGCGGCAACGGCGGCUUGGACGGGGAACACCUUCACCAAGAAAUCCCCUUUUCAGAGCAAGCAGCUUCGGCCCAAGCAGCCACCCAAACCCCCGCAGAUCCACUAUUGUGAUGUCUGUAAGAUCAGUUGUGCUGGCCCGCAGACUUACAAGGAGCACCUUGAAGGUCAGAAGCACAAGAAGAAGGAAGCGGCGCUGAAGGUUUCCCAGAGCACCAGCACCAGCAGCAGCAGCAGCAGCAGCAGCGGCAGUGGCGGAGGGGCGUUGGCCCGCAAUGUUCAAAACCAGCUCCGCUGUGAGCUUUGCGAUGUUUCCUGCACUGGCGCUGACGCCUACGCUGCCCAUAUCCGUGGAGCCAAACACCAGAAGGUUGUGAAGCUUCACACCAAACUUGGUAAGCCCAUUCCCUCCACCGAGCCCAGCAUGGUCACUCAGACGUCGUCCUCCACCACGGCUGCUCCCAGCAAGACCACCACAGCGACCCUGAGCAGUUCCAGCGGCUCUCUGUGUGCGUCUGCCUCCUCCACCAGCAGCUCCAGCUCCGCGUACCUGAAACCCAUGGCCAGCGGUGGGAUAGCAGGUGUCAAGAACCCGUUGACCUCUGCUGCCAACUCGGCCUCAGCCGUGAGGAAAGUCAGCGCCCCCAAGAUCAAUUUUGUUGGUGGAAAUAAAUUGCAGACCACAGUGAAGGUAGACGAGGCCAAAGUGGAGGCGUCUAAGCCCGCGGCGACCUCCCCGGGUACUCACGACUCCAAGAGCGACGUGUCAGAUUCUCUGUCCACAUCGGUAUUGGCGGCACUGCAGAGCGACGUCCAGCCGGUUGGUCACGACUACGUCGAGGAGGUCCGAAACGACGAGGGCAAAGUCAUCCGCUUCCAUUGCAAGCUGUGUGAAUGUAGCUUCAAUGAUCCAAAUGCAAAGGAAAUGCAUCUAAAAGGACGAAGGCAUCGCUUGCAAUACAAGAAAAAGGUGAACCCAGAUCUGCAGGUGGAGGUUAAGCCCAGCAUCCGAGCUAGAAAGAUUCAGGAAGAGAAGAUGAGAAAGCAGAUGCAGAAAGAGGAGUACUGGAGGAGAAGAGAAGAGGAGGAUCGCUGGAGAAUGGAGAUGCGGCGUUAUGAAGAAGACAUGUACUGGAGACGGAUGGAGGAGGAGCACCACUGGGAUGACCGGCGACGUAUGCCAGAUGGAGGGUAUCCGCAGGGGCCUCCUGGGCCUCCUGGUCUACUUGGAGUCCGGCCUGGCAUGCCAGGCAUGCAGCCUCAGGGUCCUGUGCCUCCACGCCGACCCGACUCUUCGGACGACCGCUACGUCAUGACCAAGCAUGCGGCCAUCUACCCCUCGGAGGACGAGCUCCAGUCCAUCCAGAAGAUCGUGUCCAUCACAGAGCGCGCCCUCAAACUGGUCUCAGACAUCAUUACGGACCAAGACAAGUCCAAGGAGGAGGACAAAGAGGAGAAAGAACCCACUAAAGACAGAACCCUGAAGGGAGUGAUGAGGGUUGGAGUCCUGGCCAAAGGCUUGCUGCUUCGCGGGGACAAGAAUGUCAACCUGGUGCUGCUCUGCUCCGAGAAGCCCACACAGAGCCUCCUCACCCGCAUUGUGGAGCACCUCCCCAAGCAGCUCACAGUGGUAACGCAGGAGAAAUAUGACGUCAGUAGCUCCGCCCAGGAGGCGGCGAUCAUCCUGAUGUCCUGCACCGAGCCGAAGAUGCAAGUGACGAUCACUCUGACGUCGCCCGUCAUAAGGGAGGAAAGCGUCCGGGAAGGAGAUGUAACCUCGGGUAUGGUGAAAGACCCAGCGGACGUCUUGGACAGGCAAAAAUGCCUUGACGCUCUGGCUGCUCUGCGCCACGCUAAGUGGUUCCAGGCUAGAGCCAACGGCCUUCAGUCCUGCGUGAUCAUCAUCCGGAUCCUGCGAGACCUCUGCCAGCGAGUUCCCACGUGGUCACCCUUCCCGAGUUGGGCCAUGGAGCUGCUCGUGGAGAAGGCAAUCAGCAGCGCCUCGGCCCCCCUCAGCCCCGGUGAUGCUGUGAGACGCAUCUUUGAAUGUAUCUCUUCUGGGAUUUUACUCGCUGGUGGGCCAGGAUUGGUGGAUCCUUGUGAAAAGAGGCCCGUGGAUACCCUCACGACUAUGGGGGAGCAGCAGAGGGAGGACAUCACCUCCAGUGCCCAAUUUGCUCUGAGGCUCCUGGCGUUCCGUCAAAUCUACAAAGUCCUGGGCAUGGACCCCCUGCCGCAGAUAAACCCCCGCUUCAACGUCCGCAACAGCCGCAAGCGUCGCCACGACAACAGCGAGGGCACGGACAGCUUCGAGGGCGAAGGCAAGAAGGACAAGAAGGACUACGAAAGCGUCUAACGCAGUGUAACCUCCUCUGUGCUGCCUCAGGGCCAGUGUGGCUGUUUUGUUUUUCUUCCCUAAGCUACAGAUGUUUCAGUGUAACCGCAGCUUCACUCUGCUCUGUAUUACACAAACCAACAUGUUCGGUUGUGUACUGUUUUAGUUGUAGAUUUCUUCAAGUUUGGCUUCUCUAGAAAAUGCAGUUUUUACCCGAUGUGCUUCUGGGACG
Molecule: messenger RNA, 3481 nt
Organism: Pseudoliparis swirei
Lineage: Eukaryota; Metazoa; Chordata; Actinopteri; Perciformes; Liparidae
Gene: zfr
Product: zinc finger RNA binding protein
Exons: 20
Coding region: 37-3270 (1077 amino acids)
Cellular component (GO): precatalytic spliceosome
Molecular function (GO): zinc ion binding; double-stranded RNA binding; single-stranded RNA binding
Source: RefSeq, a predicted model, not a curated record